UGAAUGUUGGAAGGGGGAAUGAUGAUGAGGAUGCCCGUCCGUCUUCCACAACAGGCCUCCAGAGAUGAGCUUACAAACACAGUAACAGUCGUAUUUUCUUGUAGUUGUCCUUUUUAUGUAGGAGACAACGCAGUAUUAGCUGUUUGUGGCUCUACUCAGGCUUUGGGUAACUGGAAACUGGAAGAUGCCAAAUAUCUAGAAAGAGAGCCUUGUAGUGAGGGUUUAUGGAAAACCAAACUGAAAUUGCCACAUAUUCUAAUGGAAUACAAGUAUCUGAUUCUUUCCAAGGAUGAUAACAAGCUCAUACGUUGGGAAGAGAGAUGGAACCGAAACUUGGAUCUGAUAGAAAGCAAACUGGCUUCAAAAACAAUGGAAGAUAUAUUUGAUAGAUAAAACAGAAACCUAAAGGUUUUAUAUUAUGGAAUGGCCACAUCGUCUUGAUGCACCAAGAGUGGCUUGUUCGAG
This is a messenger RNA of Galdieria sulphuraria, 465 nucleotides long. RefSeq lists its product as uncharacterized. Gene Ontology annotation, molecular function: starch binding. The coding region runs from base 4 to 393 and encodes 129 amino acids. The record is from RefSeq and is a predicted model, not a curated record. Lineage: Eukaryota; Rhodophyta; Bangiophyceae; Galdieriales; Galdieriaceae. The transcript has 2 exons.